AUGCAGAUCAUUCAUCGAAUUGGUCUCGUCGCUCUGACUAGCAUCUUUUUCCAGGCGACUGCGCUGGCUGUUCCCUAUCAUACACUUCACAAGCGGGCAACCAACAUCCCAGCUAUCACUGCCAGUGGUGAGGACCUUCAAACCUGGUGGCACACUACUGGAGUUAUCAACACCAAUUCUCCAGUAGCUGAUGAAAGUGUGCGCCAGUCGCAUAAAUACUCGGUUCAAGUUUCCACUGACGACGAUGGGACGUUCUAUGACUCUUUUGUCUACGAGACCAUCCCCCGGAGUGGAAAAGGAAAGCUUUGCUAUCCUGAUAAGCCGGACAUCUGCAACGAUGACGACCAGAUCGCGGUUGAAGCAGAUAUUGGUGUGACCAUGGGCUGGACCCAGUUUCUGUACGCAAGUGACGUCGUCGUCAAAGUGACCCGGUUAGAUGGGAAGGCAGUGUCACCCGACGACGUUACUAUCCGCCCAACCAAUCGCAAGUUUACGGUCACGACCUCUGAAAAUGCUGCCUUGAUCAGGGUGCCCUACACCCCUGAGACGAACGGUGUCCGAUUUUCCGUGGAGUUCGCUGACGAUAUCAUCGAGUAUCGGACGCGGGAACUUGCCUCCCAGUCCCACUACGUUCAGGACGUGAACAAUGCUGCGCCGAACUAUGUUGACACUUAUACUGAUACAAUGCCAAUCGUGGGACGAGAGCCACUCAACGCGCUUCUAAUUUUUGCCAGUCCGUUUCCGAGCAAUGACAUGGUCCCAUCCAAGAAGGACGACAUUUAUGAGGUCAAGCCAGGGCUGGUAGAGAGCCUAGAGAAUGUCGACAAGUCCAUCGUCUCUUUCGGUCCCGGGGUUUACUGGUUCACCGGUAAAAACAGAGCAGUGCUGAGCUCCUCGGUGUCAUGGGUCUACUUGGCACCUGGCUCUUAUGUGAAAGGAGCUAUUGAAUACAACAACAGUCAAUCCCCCCUCAAGGCAACUGGAUUCGGCGUCCUGUCGGGCGAACAGUACGUCUACCAGGCCAAUACAGCCGAUGGUUAUCGUAACUCGAAGUCGGACCAGACAUCUCUCAAGAUGUGGCGAGGAAACGGCGUCUCAUCGGGACAGACUUGGACCAUGAAUGGGAUCACCACCAACGCAGCCCCGUUCAAUGUCAUGGACUUCUACGGCGAUAACGACAGCACGCCUCCAAAUGGCUUCAGCGUCGAUGUUUCCGAUUACAAGCAGGUUGGUAGCUUCUAUGGCCAGACGGAUGGUCUCCAAAUGUACACCAAUGGCCACCUGCGCGAUGUCUUUUACCAUACGGGUGAUGAUGGUAUCAAAGCCUAUUACUCCGGUGUUCUGGCUGAACGGGUGAUUGUUUGGAAGACCAACAAUGCGCCGAUCAUCCAGUUGGGCUGGUAUCCCCGAGCUCUCAAAAACAUCCACAUCGAUCACUUGGACAUUAUCCAUAGUCGAUACUACUCGUUCCUCGGGUAUGCCCCGCGCGCAAUUAUUGGGUCCUCUUCUAGCUAUGUCAAUACAGAUGCCACCAACACGGCAGAUGUGACCACCACGAUCUCAAAUUUCACCGUGUCAAAUAUCCGCUCCGAGGGCAUCUCACCUGGAUUGAUCAGUCUUAACAUGUUGUCCAAUAUUGAGAAUUUCAAGAUCGAAAAUGCGUGGAUCGAGGAGUUCUCACCAGUUCCACAGCUUGGUACCAGCGCCAUCGUUGGUUUCACCGAUGCCAACCAUGACAACCAAAAGGUGGCACUCGGAAGCUCGUCCGAUGGUGCUAGUAUGGGGCUCACAAUCAGUGGUUAUAAAGUUGGAAAUACCGCUAUCAGCUUCGAAGCAGGUAACUGGGAUGCCACCCAGGCAGGUCGUCUCGACGUCGACCAAGCUUAUUCUGGCAAGUGGACUGUGCAGUAG
Molecule: messenger RNA, 1911 nt
Organism: Penicillium concentricum
Lineage: Eukaryota; Fungi; Ascomycota; Eurotiomycetes; Eurotiales; Aspergillaceae
Exons: 1
Coding region: 1-1911 (636 amino acids)
Molecular function (GO): hydrolase activity, hydrolyzing O-glycosyl compounds
Source: RefSeq, a predicted model, not a curated record